Messenger RNA from Vigna radiata var. radiata (mung bean), 756 nucleotides. RefSeq names its product protein LURP-one-related 4. Bases 1 to 687 code for a protein of 228 amino acids. Lineage: Eukaryota; Viridiplantae; Streptophyta; Magnoliopsida; Fabales; Fabaceae. The record is from RefSeq and is a predicted model, not a curated record. The transcript is spliced from 3 exons.
AUGAAUUGGAAUAUAAUAGUGGUUGAAGCCUUCAACUUGAAAUCAACCACUCCUUCUUCUUGCAUUCUCUUUCCUUCUGAUUCGGCUCAAAUGGCGAAGGUUUACCCUGAACAGGAGGAACCCACUUUCUCUGGCUGCCCCUCCUAUGGACCACACACAUACACCCUCUGGAUGAAAUCACUCGUUUUCAACUCUAACGGUUGCACCGUCUACGAUUCUAACGGUCUCAUCGUUUAUCGCGUUGAUAACUACGACACAAAGGGUAGAAGAGACGUUAACCUUUUGGAUCUUCGAGGAAGAGUUCUCUGCACCAUACACAAGAGAGUACUUGGUUUUGGACGUUGGGAUGUGUACAGAAGUAGCUAUGACAGUAGUAACAGUGUAAACCAGGAAAAGCCUUGGUUUCAAGUUAAAAGAUGCCAUGAGAUGAUGACCGGAAAAGUGACGUGCCAGAUUAGUACGGUGGAGUGUCAGAAGUACUGCAUAGAGAAAAUCGGUGCCAAAACAGCGUUUCGGAUUGUCAACACGGAUGAUGGAGACAUAGUUGCCCAUGCGAAGCAAAAGCACUCGACCUCCGGAGUUAUACUGGGCAGUGAUGUUCUAACGUUGGAUGUUGAAGGUGGAAUUGAUCAUUCUCUAGUAAUGGCUUUUGUCACUGUGUUUGGAUUAAUCUGCGGCAGAAUGUAAAUUGUAUAUAUUCCUGCUCUCGUGUAUCUCAAAUCAACCCAUCUUAUGUAUUCGUGCUCUCCUCCUUGA